AUGACCACCAGUCCAGUCAAAUCAAUCGUGACUCAUGUGACCACCAGUCCAGUCAAAUCAAUCGUGACUCAUGUGACCACCAGUCCAGUCAUUCAAUUAAUCGUGACUCAUGUGACCACCAGUCCAGUCAAAUCAGUCGUGACUCAUGUGACCACCAGUCCAGUCAACUCGGUCGUGACUCAUGUGGUCACCAGUCCAGUUAAAUCGGUCAUGACUCACAUGACCACCAGUCCAGUCAAAUCGGUCGUGACUCAUGUGAACACCAGUCCAGUCAAAUCGAUCGUGACUCAUCUGACCACCAGUCCAGUCAAAUCAAUCCUGACUCACGUGACCACCAGUCCAGUCAAAUCAAUCGUGACUCAUGUGGCCACCAGUCCAGUCAUUCAAUUAAUCGUGACUAAUGUGACCACCAGUCCAGUCAAAUCAGUCGUGACUCAUGUGACCACCAGUCCAGCCAAAUCAAUCCUGACUCACAUGACCACCAGUCCAGUCAAAUCGGUCGUGACUCAUGUGACCACCAGUCCAGUCAAAUCGGUCGUGACUCAUGUGGUCACCAGUCCAGUUAAAUCGGUCGUGACUCACGUGACCACCAGUCCAGUUAAAUCAAUCGUGACUCAUGUGACCACCAGUCCAGUUAAAUCGGUCGUGACUCACGUGACCACCAGUCCAGUCAAAUCGGUCGUGACUCAUGUGACCACCAGUCCAGUCGAAUCAGUCAUGACUCACGUGGCCACCAGUCCAGGCAAAUCAGUCGUGACUCAUGUGACCACCAGUCCAGGCAAAUCGGUCGUGACUCAUGUGGCCACCAGUCCGGUUAAAUCGGUCGUGACUCAGGUGGUCACCAGUCCAGUCAAAUCGGUCGUGACUCACAUGGCCACAGGUCCAGUUAAAUCGGUCGUGACUCAUGUGACCACCAGUCCAGGCAAAUCGGUCGUGACUCAUGUGGCCACCAGUCCAGUCAAAUCGGUCGUGACUCGAGUGGCCACCAGUCCAGUUAAAUCAGUCGUGACUCAUGUGACCACCAGUCCAGUCAAAUCUCCAGUUAAAUCGGUCGUGACUCAUGUGGUCACCAGUCCAGUCAAAUCGGUCGUGACUCACGUGGCCACCAGUCCAGUUAAAUCAAUCGGGACUCAUGUGACCACCAGUCUAGUUAAAUCGGUCGUGACUCACGUGACCACCAGUCCAGUCAAAUUGGUCGUGACUCGCGUGGCCACCAGUCCAGUUAAAUCGGUCGUGACUCGCGUGGCCACCAGUCCAGUUAAAUCAAUCGUGACUCAUGUGACCACCAGUCCAGUUAAAUCGGUCGUGACUCAUGUGACCACCAGUCCAGUUAAAUCGGUCGUGACUCAUGUGACCACCAGUCCAGUCAAAUCGGUCGUGACUCAUGUGACCACCAGUCCAGUCAAAUCGGUCGUGACUCAUGUGACCACCAGUCCAGUCAAAUCGGUCGUGACUCACGUGGCCACCAGUCCAGGCAAAUCAGUCGUGACUCAUGUGACCACCAGUCCAGGCAAAUUGGUCGUGACUCAUGUGACCACCAGUCCAGUCAAAUCGGUCGUGACUCGCGUGGCCACCAGUCCGGUUAAAUCGGUCGUGACUCAGGUGGUCACCAGUCCAGUCAAAUCGGUCGUGACUCACGUGGCCACCAGUCAAGUUAAAUCGGUCGUGACUCAUGUGGUCACCAGUCCAGUCAAAUCGGUCGUGACUCACAUGGCCACAGGUCCAGUUAAAUCGGUCGUGACUCAUGUGACCACCAGUCCAGGCAAAUCAAUCGUGACUCAUGUGACCACCAGUCCAGUCAAAUCGGUCGUGACUCGCGUGGCCACCAGUCCGGUUAAAUCGGUCGUGACUCAUGUGGUCACCAGUCCAGUCAAAUGGGUCGUGACUCACGUGGCCACCAGUCCGGUUAAAUCGGUCGUGACUCAGGUGGUCACCAGUCCAGUCAAAUCGGUCGUGACUCGCGUGGCCACCAGUCCAGUUAAAUCGGUCGUGACUCACGUGGCCACCAGUCCAGUUAAAUCAAUCGUGACUCAUGUGACCACCAGUCUAGUUAAAUCGGUCGUGACUCACGUGACCACCAGUCCAGUCAAAUCGGUCGUGACUCGCGUGGCCACCAGUCCAGUUAAAUCGGUCGUGACUCACGUGACCACCAGCCCAGUCAAAUCGGUCGUGACUCGCGUGGCCACCAGUCCAGUUAAAUCGAUCGUGACUCAUGUGACCACCAGUCCGGGCAAAUCGGUCGUGACUCAUGUGACCACCAGUCUAGUUAAAUCGGUCGGGACUCACGUGACCACCAGUCCAGUCAAAUCGGACGUGACUCGCGUGGCCACCAGUCCAGUUAAAUCCAUCGUGACUCAUGUGGCCACCAGUCCAGUUAAAUCGGUCGUGACUCACGUGGCCACCAGUCCAGUUAAAUCGGUCGUGACUCAUUGA
This is a messenger RNA of Mizuhopecten yessoensis (Yesso scallop), 2433 nucleotides long. RefSeq lists its product as uncharacterized. The record is from RefSeq and is a predicted model, not a curated record. Lineage: Eukaryota; Metazoa; Mollusca; Bivalvia; Pectinida; Pectinidae. The transcript has 2 exons. The coding region runs from base 1 to 2433 and encodes 810 amino acids.